Molecule: messenger RNA, 870 nt
Organism: Prorocentrum cordatum
Lineage: Eukaryota; Dinophyceae; Prorocentrales; Prorocentraceae
Source: the annotation of a GenBank genome assembly
GAAGUGCAGCGCGACGACAAGGGGACAAUUCCACCGCUGCUCAGCGCCUUGGCGGCUGCUCAGCCAACUAUUCGCGCGAAAGGCUCUCGGCUCAACGCCAACGCGACAGCCUUUUUGCAGGCCCGUCCGCCGGUCCGCUUCGCGAUGGCUGCCUGGGUCGCCUCCGCGGCCCCAGAGGGCUGGCAGCUGGGCCGGUGGUCGAAGAUGUCGGAGGGCAGCUGGAUGGAGAAGAAGAUAGGCCAGCCUGCCUCGCCGCCGGCCAUGUUCGAGGUCCUCACCGGCGGCCCUGUGUGCCCGGGCUCCACGACCGUGCGCCUGAGAAGGGUCGAUUGCCCCGAGGAUGACCAGAUCGAGGUGCUCAUCCUGGACACCAGUUUGCAGGUCUUCCGUGGCGGUCAGUACGUCGGCGAGUACCUGGGAGGCUACGAGGGCUCCGUGGCCCCCGUGGCCAUGGCCCCUAUCUGGGAGAUCCCUCAGUCCUCCUUCAACUCCAGCGCGCCGGCGGCGGUCACGACGAAGAUGCAGACGCUGCAGGCAACGCCCGCGCAGACGCUCAAGGUGGCGCCCAGCACGGGGGCCCGGCAGAAGACUGGAUUCGACAGGUCGCCAGCCAAGGUACUCGCGCUCCACAACGCCUGCAGCGGCGGCGAUGCCGCCGCGGUGAAGACCCUGCUCGAUCAGGGGGUGGACCCAGACGCGCCGGGCGAGAAGGGUAAGACCGCGCUGAUUAUCGCUGCCACCAAAGGCAGCCUGCCGGUGGUGGAGGCGCUGCUCGCCGCGGGGGCGGACCCGAACAUCGGCUCGGAGGAGGGGGGGGGGAUGGCAAGACCGCGCUCUCUGAGGCCUUCCAGCGGGGGCACAAGGAGGUGA